AUGAGCCUCACCCACCUCGACGUGUCCUUCAACCAGCUGAGGGACCUCCCUGCUUGCCUGGGUGCCCUCACGGCCCUGACCUGCCUAAAAGCCAACUACAACCAGAUUCAGAGGCUGCAUCCGGAGGCUCUGUCGGGUCUGGGUGGCUGCCUCCGGGAGCUGCACCUCGGGGACAACGCACUCACUGCCGCCGGCCUGCCCCCCCAGCUGGGUUGCCUCACCCGCCUCGCCCACCUAGACCUGCGCUACAACCACAACCUCACCGCGCUACCGCCCGAGCUGGGCUCCCUCGCACUCCCUCCGACACCAGGACCGCAGUCAGGACGUCAGCAGAGCCCGGGUGCGGGUGCAGCACCCGGCGGCAGUGGUGGUGCACGGGGCAGUAGCAGCAGCAGCAGCACCGCAGUGAAGCCGCAGCAGGGGGAGGGAGCGGAGGGAGGCGGGAGUCUCAGGUACCUCGGGCUGGAGGGCUGUCCGCUGGGGGAGGGCACAGCGGGAGGCAGCAGACCCGGAUCUGCCCAGCGGGCGGUGUACCGCCAGUUGCAGGUGGCAGCUUCUGUGGCCAUUGAGGCGGCGGAAGGCGCGGGUGGCGGCGGCUGCUCGGCAGCGGAGUACGAAGCGCAGAGUGGGUUGGCGGAGGCGCUGCGACAGCUGCAGCGCCUGGCACCUGCCCGGCCGCCCUCCUCCUCCGCCUCGUCCUCCGCCUCGUCCUCGCUGUCACCAGCACCACUAUCGGGGGGUGCGGGACCUAGGGCAGCUAGCGGGGGGCCGGCGGAGCAGCGGGACGGGACGGCGGCGGCGGUGGCAGGGCCGGCACGACCAAAGGCCGCUGCAGCUGUGGCCGGAAGCGGCGGCGGUCGUGUGGAUGUGCUCGUCGUGUCCGCAGCUCCGGAGGGCUCAGGAACCCUGGGGGGGGGCCCAGCGGGGCCCCGAGCACCGGCGGGGGUGGGAGCGGAAGGGCACUCCGCGGGGGUGAAGCACCUGCAGCCGUUACAGCUGUACGGCAGCAGCAGCGGCGGCGGCGCCACACUCUUCCCCCGCCAUCCCCAUGGGGAUCCUGAGACACUCCGGGGAGGCCCCCGGUCGCCGCUGACCGACCUGCGCAACAGCCAUGCGGACCUGGAGCUGGUGGAUGCGGGAGAUGAGGAGGGGGCGCAGGGUAUUAACAUUGUGGGACCGGGGGGGGCGGCGGCGGCGGCGCAGGUGCCGCUGGCGGUGCAUCCCGGCGGCAACAGCAGCAGCGGGGGGUGCGGUGGUGCGGUGGCUGCGGCGCUGACCAGUGCACUUGAGGAGCUGUCUGAGCUGCCCCCCGCGGCUGCGGCCGCCAUGUACCGGUCUCUAGACGUGGUGGCUGCGGGAGUGCAGCGGCGCCCCGGCAGUAGCUCCUCCUUCCGCCCGGGCAGUAGCAGUAGCGCUAGCAGCAGGAGCAGCUACAGCCUGGACCUGCAACACCCCCCGACGUCCGCCUCCAGACCGGGGAGCAGGCUGGGGCUCUCGAACUAUGCGUAUCAAGACACAGCCUCAACAACGCAGCCACCACCACCACCACCAUUACCACCACUGACGGGCGCGCUGGCACUCCUCGCUGGCGCGGGAAUGGGCCCAGCGGCGGUAGCAGCAGCGGCGGCGGCGGCGGGGCAGGGGGCUGCCGGCGGGAGGGGAGGUGGCGGUGUGCAGCGGCCGUCUGGCAGGGGCGGGGAAGCUGUUGCUGCUGCUGCCGCAGUAGCGGCGGCGGCGGCAGUGUGGGUGCUGCAGCGCCGUCGAAGGGGCCCGCCGCUAAACAGGCCGUGGUCGUUGUUGCGCCUGGGGCUGCCGGAAACGGCUCGGAUAGCAGUACUGCCACUGCUGCUACGACUGCGCCUGCUGGGGCAUGGAGAGCUGCUCCACACGCCGACAUGGACGUGGGGGAGGAUGCAGGGGAGUGCAGUGCAGACACAGGCGCCACAGGCCAUCAGGUGUGGUCAUGCUGCCGGCAUGCAAGCUGUUGUGGAAGGAGUAUGGCGCAAUGCCGGCACCGACAGGCUGCACAGUGGCCCAUCACUUGAGGUCAUCAUGGAGGUUGGUGCUGGUUACACUAGUGCAGUACUGCACACAGUGCACACCACAAGUGCACUGGCCAGCAGCAUGCUUGUGACAGUGCCCCAAGUGGCCAGCCACUCGGAGAUGCCAAGGCUGUGGCCCGGGCCACUGCACCAGGAUGCUCUGAAGUACCCAGGCCAACCGUGCAACAAGCUGCGACCAGAUGCUGGCGGCAUUGCCCUGUCCACACACCCGGCAUCAUAUCCAACAGGCGGUGCUGGGGAGGCUGCCGGCAUGGGCAUGUAG
Volvox carteri f. nagariensis is the source of this 2325-nucleotide messenger RNA. RefSeq lists its product as uncharacterized. The record is from RefSeq and is a predicted model, not a curated record. Lineage: Eukaryota; Viridiplantae; Chlorophyta; Chlorophyceae; Chlamydomonadales; Volvocaceae. Gene Ontology annotation, molecular function: protein binding. The transcript is spliced from 8 exons. Bases 1 to 2325 code for a protein of 774 amino acids.